CCUGUUUCCUUUCAACUGAUGUAAGUUGGUCAUGUCUGCUCAUGGCUCUGUAAUCAGCCACUCGGCACUAAAAUCAGCUAAAAUGUACUUGGAGACAGAGCUGUGAGAGAAAGGCAUGUGAAAUGACCUAAGAACAGAAAACAUGCCGUUCAUUGCUGCUUGUCCUCUGGACUUCGUGUUUAACACAUCCUCCAGCAGGUAGUUGCUCCCCCUGCUUUUGCUUAGCGUAGCUGUGGCUGGUUUCUUUGUUCCUGCUGUAGUGGGUAGUACUGACCUAUUCAUCUUCUGCAAACCCUGGACCAGCGGCUGGAACAACAUGAACAUAUGCAGUGCUGCUCUGGUCUCCUCCCAUUUUGCACUGCUACAAAUUGCUAUACUGGGUGAUGGGCAAUGCCAUAUGUGCAUAGACCAUAUGGUAUUUUCUUCUCAAUCUACAGUUGGCUUGUUCAUCAUACAUUGUAAAAUUUUGCUAUAUGUGUCUUCAGACAGUAAAGUCAUGACAUGUGCUGCUGUUUGGAGGAUGCCGAAGGAAUUGGAAUCAGGCAGUCAUGAAUCCCCUGAUGAUUCAUCAAGCAACACUCAAACCCUGGAGCUACUCUGUCACCUUGACAACACAGCCCAUGGCAAUAUGGCCUGUGUUAUGUGGGAACCAAUGGGAGACGGUAAAAAGGUUAUUUCGCUGGCUGAUAAUAACAUAUUAUUGUGGGAUUUGCAGGAAAGUUCAGCCAAAGCUGUGCUCUCUAGUUCUGCAGCCUUGGAAGGGAAAGGACAAUUAAAAUUUACUUCUGGAAGAUGGAGUCCACACCACAAUUGCACACAGAUUGCAACAGCCAAUGAUACCACUGUUCGAGGAUGGGAUACACGAAGCAUGAGACAGAUAUAUUGCAUAGAAAAUGCACAUGGACAGCUGGUACGAGACCUAGACUUUAAUCCCAAUAAACAGUACUACCUGGCUAGCUGCGGAGAUGACUGCAAGGUGAAAUUCUGGGACACGAGAAAUGUCACUGAACCAGUGAAGACACUAGAGGAGCAUUCCCACUGGGUCUGGAAUGUCAGAUACAAUCAUUCUCAUGAUCAGCUGAUCCUUACAGGAAGCAGUGAUAGCAGAGUUAUCCUGUCUAAUAUGGUAUCAAUUUCUUCUGAACCAUUUGGGCAUAUGGUAGAUGAUGAUGAGCUAAGUGACCAAGAGGACCAGCAUCAAGAAGAGAAGAUUUUUGUAUACAGGCCUUUCAGGAUUAAAGAGCCCCUUCAGGACAGUGUAAUAGCCACGUAUGAAGAACAUGAAGAUAGUGUAUAUGCAGUUGAAUGGUCCUCAGCAGACCCAUGGCUAUUUGCCUCUUUAAGUUAUGAUGGGAGACUUGUUAUUAACAGGGUUCCCAGAGCUCUUAAGUAUCACAUACUGUUAUGACUUGUUUGAAUCAUGGUGGAGGUGUCAUCUUGGUGUACACAAUUGGUAGGUAUUGUUUAGGGGUUGGUUUGGGGUUUUUUUCAGGAUCUGUUUUUACUAAGUAUAAAUUUUGUUGAAAUUUUGUUAAUAUAUGUGCUAAUGUAGACACUUCUGUCUUCUGUAUUUGCCUUGGAAAACUAUGAUGCAUUUUCUGAAGGCUGUUCUAGUUAGAUGUUUUUUGUUUUGUUGAGGUUUUGGGUUUGUUUUGUUUUAGGGGCUAAUCACUUCAUCAACUACAAAGUUUCUGGAGAUAAUGGGUACUUCCCAUACUAUCACUUUAUUUCUUCAGCUUUAUGCAAAUAUUGUGGAUUACAGGGGUAUUAUUAUGCUGAUAUAAAACUGGGACAAUGUUGGGUGCAUGUAGCAAAAGUGAUCUACUCAUUUACAAGAAUAAUAUUUUAUCUUUCUGAUGUAAGCAGCUUUCUGCUCUUAGCUAGGGCCACAUUCUGCUAACUAUUCUGGUCAUUCUUCAGUGUUUAUAAAUACAGUUUGGAAUGGUCUUUUAAGGCUUUCUUAAUUCAGUCUAAUAUUUUAAACACUUUUUCUCCUAUUUUGCAUAUCCUAAAAAGAAAUGCUGAUUGUGAAGGGGAAACCAUCAAAAUAUAUUUUUCAUUUAAGCCUUAUGGCUGUAUCAACAAAGUACCAUCCUGUAAUUUGCAAACUAAAUGCAAUUUUGAGCUGUUUGUUGUUAUUGGAAACAACAUUAGUCUUUACGGAAAUCUCUUGUAUACUCAUGUAAUGCAUUAUCCCACAUAUAUAAAACUUGUUUGUGCUGUAAUAUAUUUUGAGGGACUCUGGAGCUAUGCCAUUGUUAACCUGAAAAAUCUCUUUAAUAUUUGUAAGUAGUCUCUCUUUCUUACCCUUUUGGCUCUGUGCCAUUCUGUAGUACACUGACAUGAUGUAGCAGGCUUUUUAACUAAGCACAAAAUAACCUUUGCUAUAUCCUACUCUUUGCAAUACCUGCCCUUAGGCAUUGGUGACUGUCUUGUUACAAAUGGUGAGAACAGGCAGAUGCUGCUCUGUAGGAGAAUACACAGAAAACUUGAAAUACAGAUUGAAGGCAUGGUGAAACAUGCCUGUACGUACUGAUACCCUCCCUUCUCUUUGCAGAGCUUUCAUUAAGAUGAAAAUUCUGCUGCUUGUUCUUUGUGUAUUCAGACUAACGACAGCAGUAAUUUAUUCCCUGUCACCUUUUCAUCACUAUUAUUUCCCAUUAACUUCAGAACCCGGGUAUGUGCAGUGGUGUUGGUUGUGGUAGCAUUGUGUAAGACCACUCUGAAGAAAUGGCAAUGAAUAUGGGAUGGAAAGAUCAAUCCCAGCCUCUUCCAGUGAUUCCUCCUGUUGCUACGGCAACUGUUGGUGUUAGGGUUGAGGGACAGCCUGCUGCUCACCUCUGUUUGUCCUUACCCACUCUUCGAUCGAAACAUGUCCAAAUGUGAUUUGUGGUGUGUACACAGCUGCUUCAGUGAGAUCACACUUCGAGAGCAUGACUGACUGCUGUAAGCCAAAACAUCCAGAAAAGAUGGAAGUUGAGUUCUAUUUCUGGCUUGCUUAAAGAGCUUGUUUGGAAGAAUUCAUAGGAGUGAAGUAAUCCAAUUAAAUCAUCUGUAUUAUUGUUUGUAUUUGUGUUACAAUGCUGCCUGUCUGCUCCAGAAUGAAUGCUUCAUUGGAAAUUCUGAUGGUCUGAUUUUCUGCAUUAAGAUUUUAAACUUGUGCUAUUUAAAAUGGUCUCAAUCUGUAAUUAGGCAUGAGCUAUUCACCUGUACACUGGGAGAAAAAUUACAUUUCCAAAUCAGUAGUGCUUCAGUUGUCUGACUAUCAAAAUCCUUGGCUGGGCUGCACCUGUAUAUGUGGAGCUUUCAGUCUUCAAACACAGAACCUUGUUGGGUCAUCAUGUCGUGUUGUUGUCUUCCCUGCUCUUUCCUCCUCCUCCCCUCCCGCCCCCCAACCCCCAAACCCUCCCCAAACAACAAAACCAACCAACCAAUAAAAAAAAAAAAAGAGCAACUAAAACCCCCAACAAAACCCAAAACAAACAAACCCCACCAAAACAAGCAACCACCCUGCAGCAGGACUCUUUAAAACUUUCUUCUUAUUAGCAAUAAGGGUCUAAUGAAACUUUAUUGUUUGUUAAUGUAUAAGGCUUCCAGUGUGAAGGUGAUGGGAAACUACAUACGAGUAUGUGGGAUUUGAUUUUUAACAUAUAAUAAAUGUGGGACAGAUUUCACACUG
Molecule: messenger RNA, 3679 nt
Organism: Strigops habroptila (Kakapo)
Lineage: Eukaryota; Metazoa; Chordata; Aves; Psittaciformes; Psittacidae
Gene: EIPR1
Product: EARP complex and GARP complex interacting protein 1
Exons: 8
Coding region: 317-1408 (363 amino acids)
Biological process (GO): protein ubiquitination
Molecular function (GO): protein binding
Source: RefSeq, a predicted model, not a curated record